This is a messenger RNA of Bemisia tabaci, 4124 nucleotides long. NCBI's taxonomy places the organism in Eukaryota, Metazoa, Arthropoda, Insecta, Hemiptera, Aleyrodidae. The record is from RefSeq and is a predicted model, not a curated record.
UCCAGAAUAUUUUGAUUCUCAGUAAUGUAUUAGAGCUUCAACAAAUAGUUUUUACUUUUAAGUUUUAUCCAAUACCGAUUAUUAUUUUCAACUUAGGGCUUCAUUUUCUAGCUAGUAACUUGGUGAUAAAUCACUUGUCACACAAGUAGUGCUGCUUGAAGGAAUGUCUAUGUAGUGGAGAAAAGACGAGUAUGGCGACUGUUUUAAAUCCCACUGAACUCGGACUGGCUCAAAUUAAGAGUGAGCCCCCCGACUCGGAAUUCUGUGAUGCUUCAUCGCUGAGCCCCGUCCUUGGAGUAAAGGAAGAAUUGGUACCUGAGAGCCAAGAGUGCAUCAGUCAACUUGUGAGUCCUCCACCUUCCCUCACUUCUUGUGUCAAAAUGGAGCACAGUUGGUGGCAUUGUGACAACGAAAGCACUGCAAUCCUAAGUAACUCUUCAGAUAGCCAAUCCUCAAGGCAGACUCAACAAUGUCUAAUGUCUCCCGCCAGGUUUCAAAAUACACCCCUUAAUAAUUUUGAACAAUCAACAGAUAAUUGUAAUUUAAGUGUCACGCAUUUAGGAGAUGCCCCCGAAGAGUCUGCGGAUACUCCAUCGAAAUCUUCCCAGUUACCUCAACCUUUGAGUGCCUUCAAAUUUAAAGAGGUUUCUGUAAAGCUUUUCAAUAUCUUCCCUCAUAGAGUUCCGCGGGUUGGCAAAGUUCAAUCUAUGCUCAGGCCGAAAAACACAAUUUCUAAACAAUCAAAAGUUGAUCAACGCUCAAGUGCGUUAAAAUUAAAAAAUGUCUCUGUAAAAAUAGUGGAUAUUUUUCCAUUGGAAGUUCGAGAGUUGGGUAAAGCGCAUUCUAAUAGCAAAACGUGUGCCUGCAUAUUCUGUCGAAGAGAUUACAAAUGUUCCUCUGUGUUAAGGAAUCUAAUGUUUACUGAUAAUUCUAGGUCAAAUGUGAGUGACUUAUCGACAAAAAUGGAAAAAACAUCGCGUAAAUUGGUCAAUGCCAGAGCACUAAAAGAUCGAGCCUCAGUUGAACUUAACGAGCAUUGUCAGAAGUUUGCGGAGGAAGCCACCCGACAUAAUAAUCUGAAGAAGCAUUAUACGAAAAUAUCACACAAUUUUUCUCCGCUUUCAGUUAAAGUAAAAAAGACAGGUACACUGAGCCACCAAAAUAGUGAAUCUUUGAAUGGGACUAAAAAAACUGAAGGAUCUGACAAACGAAAAUUUGCAUGUAAACUAUGCUCCAUGAGUUUCAAAAAAUACACUUCAUUAGAAAAACAUAUGGUAGUUCACAGUAAAGAAAAGCGAUUUGUUUGCGAUUUCUGUCCCAAAAAGUACGUUCAACGAUCCACGGUAAAUUUUCACAUGAGGUUAAAGCAUCUGAGGGAAAACGAUCCUACGAGAGAGGAAAAGUAUAAAUGCAAUUUUUGUGCAGCCAAAUUUGCAACCAGGAGCAAAUUUACAGAACAUGCUAAUUUAAUGCAUCAAGAUAAACGGCCUUUUAGAUGUAACGCUUGUCAGUCUACUUUCCUUCAAAAAUACCUUCUCGUUAAUCAUGUCAAGCUAUGCCAUCUUAAGGAGCGACCAUUCAGUUGUGACUUUUGCGCCAUAACAUACCAGUCUUCUCAUAGGUUGAUGCACCAUUUGGAUACAAUUCAUCACAGGGAAAAUCCUUUCAAAUGUAAUCUUUGCUCAGUCAAAUUUGCUAGAAAGCACCAACUCAAUGCUCACAUUGAAGAAAAGCACCUGACGAAAAAAGUAUAUCGUUGCAACUUGUGCCCCGCAGAGUAUAAGCAAGUAGGCCACUUUAAAGCACAUGUGAAAAUCAAACAUUUAGAAGGAAAAGCCAAUGGUCCUAAUCUAUGUAAAUUGAAUACUGAGGAAAAGGAAAAGAGAAAGAAGGGAGGAGUUCAAAAGGAGGAAGGUUCCAAGGAAAAAAGAAAAAAGGGAAGAGUUCAAAAGGAGGAAGGUUCAAAGGAAAAGAGAAAAAAGGGGAGAGUUCAAAAUGAGGAAGGUUCCAAGGAAAAGAGUAAAAAGGGAAGAGUCCAAAAGGAGGAAGGUUCAAAGGAAAAGAGAAAAAAGGGGAGAGUUCAAAAUGAGGAAGGUUCCAAGGAAAAGAGUAAAAAGGGAAGAGUCCAAAAGGAGGAAGUUUCAAAGAAAACGAGUUACAGAUGCAAAAGCUGUCCUGGAAAAACAUACUCUACUAAAUCUAGUCUCCAAAGACAUGUUCUAGCGGUACAUCUCGGGAUGAGAUAUGGUUGCUACAUGUGCCCAUCAACAUUUCAGGAGAGAUACAAAAUGCACUUUCAUGUAAAGAUGGUACAUUUGAAAGGAAAAUAGUUCUGUUGUGACCUCUUAUCUGCAAUCUUUGGAAAUCCAAGCAAUUUUCACUGUCCCAUUCAUAAGCGACAAAUACAUUCAAGAAAAUUGGAGUCAUCCAGGAAAUUUUUUAGCUGUUUGUUCGAACUUUUUCAAUAUUUAGGUAGGAAGUAAUUUGUACACCUGGAAGUCAAACUGUUGACAUUUUCAACUUCAAAUUAUUUUUGGAGUAAUUUUUCAAAUUCACAAGAGAUCAGAGUUCAUUUUUUAAAAACAUUUGCAGUGCCAUCCCCCUGUAUUUUCAUUUAAAUGCUUAAUUUGAACAGUACACAUGGCAUUCAAAGGUUCACAUGUUACUGAAAGUCCAACAAUUUUCUCAUUGAAUGUGAGAUAUUUCAACAAUGCUCAACAAAAAAAAUUUCCCUGUUUUAUUAAUUUAAAAAACGAGGGCUCUCUCGAAAGCUGAGAGUUUGAUGGUAAAGACUUUUUCGCCGCUUUCGUUUAUUUUUAUUUGUUUUGGAGAAAUUAAAAAGAAAUACUAACUUUACUAAUGCCCCUCAUAAUUGUUUACCCAUAAUUAUUGAGUAUUUUGUGAGGUUGUUUCGAAACAUUACCAUGGAAAGCUUUGGUUUAUUUAUAUAUCGUAUAUUAUUGGCUGAAGUACAAAACCAUGUAUCUGGUGUUUCUAUCUGCUCCUAUUAUAUUUUUUUGAAUAAAAAUAAGGCAACUUCAGGUAUAGCCUGAAAUUUUUUCAGAACACUCUGCUUACAGGAAAAAAAUCAAGGAAGUUUUCGAGAAAUUACAUUGCCUAGUUUUUUAAAGAUGCAGUAAAGUAUGUCAGAAAACCUGUAACAUUGCAAACGGAGGUACAAGGUUUUGUACUUUGGCCAUCGAUAUAUUUAUAUUUAUACUUUCUUAUUUAUGCAUUUGCAGUAUUGAUUUUGUAUGUUUUCAUUUGUUUCUACAAAUGUGUACAGAGUAUUAAAUUUCAACCUGCUGCACUUUUUUGUACCAUUUAAAGAGACCUCGUCACAAUCAGUCUAACUGCAUUUAUCGCUGCCUAAUCUUCCCUCUCUCUUUUUUUCUUAACAGAGAGGUGAACCUCUUACUUCCUUUAAAUUUUCUGUGAAUUUAUUCCGAAUUAUGAAGAAUAUGCUUAUGAAGUUUCAAGUUUCGUUUUUGCUUGGUUUUCUAAUAGAUAAGUGGAUUUGUAGAUAGGCCGAUUAAAUUAUUCCGAUUAAUUUAUUCCGAUUAAAUAUGUCUAUUUUCUCAGCUCUUUCUCACUCUGAAGUGAAUUUUCUUCACACUGAAAGAUGUUGAAGUAAGUAUUAAUUUUUCUCACUUCUAAGCUCUCCCUAAACUAUUUUCUUAAAAUUAGUGUACAGAUGUUGUAAAAAUCACCCAAGUACAAACUAGUAGUAUUAAAUGUCAUUUAAUACAAAAUGAAGUUUAAAGUGACUUCUAAAAGGAAAGAGGAUGAUAAUCUAAUAUUAUAUUGCCUAGUCUCAGAGGAAUUAUUUUUUCUUGGAAGUCGGAAAGUGAACCCAUUUUGUAUAAUUAUUGAAAGCCCCGAGUGAGAGUAGGUAUCCUUAAUUUUAGCAGAGAACAGUUCCUGAAUUUUACAUUUUAUAUUUUUACUCACAGCAAUUAAGCUCUCAUUAAAGAGAUAAUGAUAAGAUUAGUAGAUUUGCCACUAUGCGUAUGACGCAGUCAGAAAUAAUGUCUGAUGAGACCAUCACGUACGGUAAAUAUGUAAAAUGAAGUACAAAUUGUAAUGUAUCCUCAAAUAGAAUAUAUCUACAAUUGUUAAAAGUA